Lactuca saligna is the source of this 1030-nucleotide messenger RNA. The record is from the annotation of a GenBank genome assembly. NCBI's taxonomy places the organism in Eukaryota, Viridiplantae, Streptophyta, Magnoliopsida, Asterales, Asteraceae.
AUGUCUUCUGCUCAAGAUCCAUUUUACAUUGUGAAGGAAGAAAUCCAAGAGUCUAUUGAUACGUUACAAGCUACUUUCCAUCAAUGGGAACACACCCCUGUAGCCAGUGGGGCCCAAACCCGACUCACAAAAGAACUCCUUUCCAAUUGUGAGAGUAUUGAAUGGCAGGUGGAUGAAUUGGAGAAAGCUAUUUCUGUAGCAGCUAGAGACCCUGCUAAAUAUGGAAUCGAUCAACCCGAACUUGAAAGACGAUUUAAAUGGACAAGAACUGCUCGGACUCAAGUGGUGAGUGUUAAGAAAUCAGUGAUGGGAACAGACUUGAAUGGCAGUAGCUCUUCCACAUUUAGUGGGAUGCGUCAAGAACUAAUGAGCCUCCCAAGUCCACGUCAGCAAGACAGAGCUAGCCAUUAUAUUGCUAAAGAUCAUGAUGAUUUCAUUUCUUCAGAAUCCGAUAGACAAAUGCUUUUAGUCAGGCAACAAGAUGAAGAGCUGGAUGAGUUAAGUGAAAGCGUCCAAAGAAUUGGAUCUGUUGGGCUUACUAUACACGAUGAACUCCAUGCACAGGAGAAACUUCUAGAAGAAUUGGGUUCCGAGAUGGAUAGUACAUCCAAUCGUCUUGAUUUUGUCCAGAAAAAAGUGGCGGUAGUGAUGAAGAAGGCUAGUGCGAAGGGACAAAUGAUGAUGAUCUUGUUCUUGAUAGUUCUGUUUAUCGUUUUGUUUGUGUUGGUUUUUUUCACCUAGAGAUUCCUACAAGUCAUUUGCCUAGCUAUGAUUCUAUUUUUUUAUUAUAGAAAAAUUUCAGUUUUGACUUUUGACAAUAAACACCAACACACUGUAAACUUGAGCAAAUUUUGAGACAUUAUUCUAACAGUCGUUUUUAGGUACUUAAUAGUCUGUUUAUAUAUGAAAGAAGUACAAAAAAAUACAUGAUUAAAACGAAGCUUUGCAUAUCAAGUAAGACUAAGACAGAAGGGGAAGAAUUACUGUUCAGGCGUUACCAACAAGAACAUCCUUGUAUGGAGUUGUAGGA